AUGGGGCUGGCAGCCCUGGUGAAGCGCCCUUCUACGGAUCUCCUGAGCCUACCGAGCUCCGCAGGCUCAGGGACUCAGGGAAUCUGGCCGGCAGUCCGCCGCCCGCUGCCUCCUCCUUGCGCCAGCCCAGCCUCGCCCGCCGCCACUAUGAGCCAGGCCUACUCUUCCAGCCAGCGCGUGUCCUCCUACCGCCGCACCUUCGGCGGGGCCCCGGGCUUCUCGCUUGGCUCCCCCCGCCUCAAGGGCCGAGAGCCCACGCGCCUCGCCGAGCUCUACGAGGAGGAGAUGCGCGAGCUGCGGCGCCAGGUGGAGGUGCUCACCAACCAGCGCGCCCGCGUGGACGUGGAACGCGACAACCUGAUCGACGAACUGCAGCGGCUCAAGGCCAAGUUGCAAGAAGAGAUUCAGCUCAAAGAAGAAGCAGAGAACAAUUUGGCUGCCUUCCGAGCGGACGUAGAUGCAGCCACCCUAGCUCGUAUUGACCUGGAGCGCAGAAUCGAAUCUCUCAACGAGGAAAUAGCGUUCCUUAAGAAAGUGCACGAAGAGGAGAUCCGUGAGCUGCAUGCCCAGCUUCAGGAACAGCAAAUCCAGGUGGAGAUGGACACAUCCAAGCCAGACCUUACAGCCGCCCUCAGAGACAUCCGGGCUCAGUAUGAGACCAUCGCAGCUAAGAACAUCUCUGAAGCUGAGGAGUGGUACAAGUCCAAGGUAUCUGACCUGACCCAGGCUGCCAACAAGAACAACGACGCACUGCGCCAGGCCAAGCAGGAGAUGAUGGAAUACCGACACCAGAUCCAGUCCUACACAUGCGAGAUUGACGCCCUCAAGGGCACUAACGAUUCCCUAAUGAGGCAGAUGCGAGAGCUGGAGGACCGCUAUGCCAGUGAGGCCAGCGGCUACCAGGACAGCAUCGCACGCCUGGAGGAGGAGAUCCGGCACCUCAAGGACGAGAUGGCCCGACACCUGCGCGAGUACCAGGACCUGCUCAAUGUGAAGAUGGCCUUGGAUGUGGAGAUCGCCACCUACCGGAAGCUGCUGGAGGGCGAGGAGAGUCGGAUUAACCUUCCUAUCCAGACCUACUCUGCUCUCAACUUCCGAGAAACCAGCCCAGAGCAAAGGGGCUCUGAGGUCCACACCAAGAAGACAGUGAUGAUCAAGACCAUUGAGACCCGGGAUGGGGAGGUCGUCAGUGAAGCCACACAGCAGCAACAUGAGGUGCUGUAGAUCUAGAGGGCCUCAGACACAGUCCUGGCCCCAUCCUCA
Messenger RNA from Fukomys damarensis (Damara mole-rat), 1263 nucleotides. It is a transcript of the gene Des, whose product is annotated as desmin. The record is from RefSeq and is a predicted model, not a curated record. Lineage: Eukaryota; Metazoa; Chordata; Mammalia; Rodentia; Bathyergidae. Gene Ontology annotation, biological process: skeletal muscle organ development. The coding region runs from base 1 to 1224 and encodes 407 amino acids. The transcript is spliced from 11 exons. Gene Ontology annotation, cellular component: sarcolemma; cell-cell junction; Z disc.